This is a messenger RNA of Selaginella moellendorffii, 551 nucleotides long. Its product is annotated as tetratricopeptide repeat protein 30A. The coding region runs from base 1 to 435 and encodes 144 amino acids. NCBI's taxonomy places the organism in Eukaryota, Viridiplantae, Streptophyta, Lycopodiopsida, Selaginellales, Selaginellaceae. The transcript is spliced from 4 exons. Gene Ontology annotation, biological process: intraciliary transport. Gene Ontology annotation, molecular function: intraciliary transport particle B binding. The record is from RefSeq and is a predicted model, not a curated record. Gene Ontology annotation, cellular component: axonemal microtubule; intraciliary transport particle B.
AUGCGAAAGAUUGAAAAAGAGGAAGAGAGAGCGCACUACGAGGCCUGGAAUGCUUCCUGGAGAUGGAGGCCGCAGGAAUUGCAUGUAUGCAUUGUAAACCUUGUUAUCGGUACCCUCUACUGCGCAAAACAAAACUUCGAGUUCGGUAUUAGCCGUAUCAUCAGAAGUCUGGAGCCUUAUGGGAAAAAGCUGGAAGCAGACACGUGGUUUUAUGCAAAGCGUUGCUUUCUUGCAUUGGUUGAUAGCCUUGCGAAACAGAUGAUCGUGUUGAAGGAUGCGACAUACGCCGACAUAGACGACUUUCUUGAUGCUGCGGACAGCCAAGGCAAGACUGUCUACACAUCCGUGGAGAGUCCCGGCGAGGGCCAGAACUCCAACACGGUCUCCAGAGAAGCCAGGCUGCUCAAGAGGAUGUUUCUGAAGAUUAGAGAAUGAGGUAGGCAUGGCUUGCAAGCCUUGGUGUUGCAAAAACUUCAAGUGGAACCUUUCGUCUCACCGCCACUCCUUCCGAGAUCUCGUCCAUGCUCAGCUCCUUGCCACUGACCUUCCAC